AUGGCCAACGAACCUACCAAGCCUGCUGGCGCUCCCGAGACCACCUCUACCCCCGCAGCCAACGAGAACACCCCAACCCCUGUGGCCAUCAAGAAGUCCACUCUCGCCGCCAUCACCGAAAAAGCCCUGCCUCCGCUGCCCUCUCAGAAUACCCUUCUCCCCACCGUCUUCAAGGGCAACCACCCAGCCUUCCGCGAGAUGCCGGCCCCCCAAACGGCCGACAGCGCCAGCAGUACCAUGCACAGCCGCAGCACAACACCCGACUCCGCCAGCGCGGCUACGGACUCCAACGGAACUAGUACCUCGGAUUCCAGCAACAAAUUCGUCGGCGGAAGCCAUCAGAUGAGCGAUGUCAAGUUGCCGGGGUAUUGGACGCAUGAGAGGACAUCUGAUGCUGACAAGUUCCGUAGUGCCGAGCUCCGUGACAUGGCCAAGAAGGACGUCGCUACCAACGCCACCAUUGAUGGCAGCGGCGAGGAUCCGAAGGCUGAGCCGCAGUGUGAUCAGUGCGAGGAGGAGAAGAAGAAGAAGAAGGGCAAGGGCCUGUUCAAGGAGGAGUUCAAGAAGAAGAAGUUCUUACAGAAGCUGUUUCGUCGCAAGGCUUAG
Messenger RNA from Parastagonospora nodorum SN15, 606 nucleotides. RefSeq lists its product as hypothetical. Lineage: Eukaryota; Fungi; Ascomycota; Dothideomycetes; Pleosporales; Phaeosphaeriaceae. Bases 1 to 606 code for a protein of 201 amino acids. The transcript is spliced from 2 exons. The record is from RefSeq and is a predicted model, not a curated record.